UUCCUUGAAAGACCUUCUGCCUUGGAUUGUGAAGGCUCAGGGUUUGCUUUCAGGAUCUUCCUUAGAGUGGCAGGUCCCUGAGCUGAGGUGCAGGGUUGUUUGUACAAGAAGCCCAUUUGGCCAAGAAAGCUUCUAUUUUCUUGUUAAUCAGAACUUGUACUUUUGUUAAUAAAAUGUAAUAGUAUUUAAGACUGUCCUUAGUGUUCAUCCUCCUGUGAACAAUCAGGCCAGCAUUCUUUUUUCCGGUGGCUGUUUGUCUGUUACGGGGAGUUCAGUUUGGUUCCAGCUCCUCCGUGAGUUUGUCUACCGACAGGACUGUAUAAAUCAAUCCAAACAUCUCUUGACCCAGAUGUUUCUAAUAUUUCCUAAACCGCUCAGAUAAGUAAGGUACCCCUGUUUUCCUGGUCCAUAACUAAAACCGUCAGCUCCAGACUUUGAGUUAUGAUGCAUGGAGCACUUGAAAGUGACCCGCCGACCCAGGCCACAGCCUGACAUGAGGGGAGUGUGCCAGCCUCCUUGCUGCUCGUGGCCCACGGCUUCUGGAGACAUGACUUAUUCAAGAGUGCAAAGCCAGCCACCUGUUUCAGAGAGGUCCAGGCCCUUGCUGAAUAGUAACAGUCUCGUCUGGGGAACACACAGCGUUUGCUGAGCCUGGUGUGUCAGACCGGACUAACCGGAGGGUUUUGUGGGUUUGCGCACGCUUGUGUUUUGCACUCAGUUACCCUGGGGGCACUUGUCACGACCGUGCAUAUUAAAAUUAAUCAGACCUCCUAGGCCUGUGUGGCUGUGUGUUUAACAUGAAGAAGUGGAUAUCAAGCAAAUGCCCUCAUUAAAUAGGCUGCUUGGUUUUGUUCUAGUGGAUGCUUGGUCUUUUUUUUUAAUAAGAGUUGCUUACGGGGAAGGCACGGACAGCGCUAGCGUUGGUGGAGAGCUCACUCAGAGUUUCCUUUGCCACCUGCUCCCAGAGUCCUGAGACCUCAAGGACUCCCAGUGUGCCCUCCUCAACUACCCUUCACGUGGAGAAGAAAUAUGGCCAGGAUCGUGAGGGAGCAGGGAGGCUAGGGCAGAACAGGAUGAGCAUAUGACCUGGACAUCUGGGUUGAUUAAGAUCGUCCCUCUUAUAUGUUGAUUCCAGAUUGUGCUCUGUGCUCCCAUUUUUGAAAGAUGAACUUUGACACUGAGGAGAAGAUCUUGUGUGAAAUUCAGAACAAACGAUCUUUCUUAUAUGUCCUGAAUUUGAAAGCCAACUUUUAUUCAUAUAUCUUUUCAAUCAAUACUUCUUAGGUCAUCUGCAUAUCAUAUAGAAACCAUUUAUGAGGCAAUAGGUGAAAAAAAUAUAUAUAUAUAGUGUGUGUGUCCACUUCUGCCCUGAUAGCUUUUGGGCCUUAGCCUGUUUUUCAUUUUUCAUUUCAUUUCAGUGAGACUUUUCUCAUCGCUUUAGGGAAGACUGUCACGGGACAUUUGGAGACAAGCUUUAAUAAAGAGUAAGCUCAAAACACUGAAAAUGUCUCAGGCUGACAAAACAUAGUAGAUUUCUUGUUAGAGUAUUUGAUGUCAUAAAUGAGGUAAACUUUUAACACCCUGAUCACUGAGCCGAUGGAUUUUAGUUCCAGUUCAUGUGUACUAUUUGGCCUUUUAUUUUUUCAUAUUUCAGAAGACAGAAACAGAAAGUUUUAUUCAGAAUACUUCAAAUUUGAUCUGAAUUUAUAUAUUUGGAAUAAAGCAUGGAGCCAACAUUUGGAUAGCAAUUGGAAAAAUAAUGAAAAUCUCUUAAAUGUUAAAGAGUUUGGAGUUACAGAUUAGCAGAUUUCCAAAUAACCACAGCAAGUUAUCUGGUAAAAGAUUACUCUGGCAGGACAUGGUCCAUAAAAUUGAUUUGUUCCUUCCCAAAUAGAAAGGGUUGGACAAUUCCAAAAAAACUAACCAUUGCAUUCCAGCCUUCCUUCCUUUCCUUCCAUUGUAUCUAAGAGGUGAAAAAUCCAUUAACCUAUAAGCUCCCUUCUCUCUGUGGGCGUGUAACUUCCACGUCGAGCACUAUAUCAGCAGUGCCAAGCAACUGUCUGGUACCUGACAGCAUCAUAGAAACCCCUCCUCUGUUCACUCAGGUUGCUGCUGGUUAUUUAUUAACAAUGCAGACUGUUCAGUGUGGGUGUAUAUGAAACAGAAAGGAAAAUAAAGGCCCUGAACAAGUAAAUACAUCUUUCAUCAUUUCUUUUGUUUGGUGUGUUUACUGUGUGCUAUUCUUGGUCGAUAGAAGUUGUUUGACAGUUCUGCAAAAGGAAACCCCCAGUAUUGAAAAGCUACUCUCAAAGGACUGGAAAGACAAGCUUCUUGCAAUGGGAUCAGGGAAUUUCGGUGAAAUAAAAGGGACUCCCGAAAGCCUCGCUGAGAAGGAGAGGCAGCUCAUGGGUAUGAUCAAUCAGCUCACCAGUCUGCGAGAGCAGCUGUUGGCUGCCCACGAUGAGCAGAAGAAACUGGCUGCAUCUCAGAUUGAGAAACAGCGUCAGCAAAUGGAGCUGGCCAAGCAGCAGCAAGAGCAGAUUGCAAGACAGCAGCAGCAGCUUCUGCAGCAACAACACAAAAUCAAUUUGCUCCAACAGCAGAUCCAGCAGGUUCAAGGUCAACUGCCGCCAUUAAUGAUUCCCGUAUUCCCUCCUGAUCAACGGACACUGGCCGCAGCCGCCCAGCAAGGAUUCCUCCUUCCUCCAGGCUUCAGCUAUAAGGCUGGAUGUAGUGACCCUUACCCUGUUCAGCUGAUCCCAACGACCAUGGCAGCUGCUGCCGCCGCAACGCCGGGCUUAGGUCCGCUCCAGCUGCAGCAGUUGUAUGCUGCCCAGCUAGCUGCCAUGCAGGUGUCUCCAGGAGGGAAGCUCGCAGGCAUACCCCAAGGCAACCUUGGUGCUGCUGUGUCUCCUACCAGCAUUCACACAGACAAGAGCACAAACAGCCCACCACCCAAAAGCAAGGAUGAAGUGGCACAGCCACUGAACCUAUCAGCUAAACCCAAGACCUCUGAUGGCAAAUCACCCACAUCACCCACCUCUCCCCAUAUGCCAGCUCUGAGAAUAAACAGUGGGGCAGCCCCCCUCAAAGCCUCUGUCCCAGCAGCAUUAGCUAGUCCUUCAGCCAGAGUUAGCACAAUAGGUUACUUAAAUGACCAUGAUGCUGUCACCAAGGCAAUCCAGGAGGCUCGGCAGAUGAAGGAGCAGCUGCGGCGGGAGCAGCAGGUGCUGGAUGGGAAGGUGGCGGUUGUGAACAGUCUAGGUCUUAACAACUGCCGGACGGAAAAGGAAAAAACAACACUGGAGAGUCUGACUCAGCAACUGGCAGUUAAACAGAACGAAGAAGGAAAAUUUAGCCAUGCCAUGAUGGAUUUCAAUAUGAGUGGAGAUUCUGAUGGAAGUGCUGGAGUCUCAGAAUCAAGAAUUUACAGAGAAUCCAGGGGGCGUGGUAGCAACGAACCCCACAUAAAGCGUCCAAUGAAUGCCUUCAUGGUGUGGGCUAAAGAUGAACGAAGGAAAAUCCUUCAAGCCUUUCCUGACAUGCACAACUCCAACAUCAGCAAGAUACUGGGAUCUCGCUGGAAAGCUAUGACAAACCUAGAGAAACAGCCAUAUUAUGAGGAGCAAGCCCGUCUCAGCAAGCAGCACCUGGAGAAGUACCCGGACUACAAGUACAAGCCGCGGCCCAAGCGCACGUGCCUCGUGGACGGCAAGAAGCUGCGCAUCGGCGAGUACAAGGCCAUCAUGCGGAACCGGCGGCAGGAGAUGCGGCAGUACUUCAAUGUUGGGCAACAAGCACAGAUCCCCAUCGCCACCGCUGGAGUUGUGUACCCUGGAGCCAUCGCCAUGGCCGGGAUGCCCUCCCCUCACCUGCCCUCUGAGCACUCAAGCGUGUCGAGCAGCCCGGAGCCUGGGAUGCCUGUCAUCCAGAGCACUUACGGUGUGAAAGGAGAGGAGCCACAUAUCAAAGAAGAGAUACAGGCUGAGGACAUCAACGGAGAGAUUUAUGAUGAGUACGAUGAGGAAGAGGAUGAUCCCGAUGUAGAUUAUGGGAGUGACAGUGAAAACCAUAUUGCAGGACAAGCCAACUGAUAAGGGUCGAAAGAUGGUUGUGACCUUAGGACUUAAAGAAGCCCUAGCUGGUUCAUCCUUACCAGUGGCCAAGCACAUUAACUUUCUCAUACACUGACUGUUACUUUAACUGUUAGUCUUAAAUAGUUGGGACAUCAGCUGACUAAUAGACCUUAGCCUCAAAAGGCUUGGAAAGGAAAUAAAAAUACAACAAGCAAACAACAAUAUCAACAACAAGAGAUUGAAAUAAGCUAUGGGUAAAAUAAUGCCAGUAAUUCAGCUGCUACAUCCAAGCACUGAAGUCUUACCCGUCAACUUUUUUUUUUAAUAAACUUUAUGGCUGUUUGUUCUACAAUGUUCUAGAAAUUCUCACUCAGGUACACAGUGCCAACAAGUGGCUUGUGAAUGUGUUUUGUUGUUUUGUGCUACAAUUUUUAAAAAGAAAUAAGUUUUGUUUUGUUUUGGGGGGGGGUUCUGGGUUUUUUCCUUUCCUUCCUUUCCUUUUUUUUUUUU
Camelus dromedarius (Arabian camel) is the source of this 4586-nucleotide messenger RNA. It is a transcript of the gene SOX5, whose product is annotated as SRY-box transcription factor 5. Gene Ontology annotation, molecular function: RNA polymerase II cis-regulatory region sequence-specific DNA binding; DNA-binding transcription factor activity, RNA polymerase II-specific. Gene Ontology annotation, biological process: positive regulation of chondrocyte differentiation; cell fate commitment; regulation of transcription by RNA polymerase II. NCBI's taxonomy places the organism in Eukaryota, Metazoa, Chordata, Mammalia, Artiodactyla, Camelidae. The record is from RefSeq and is a predicted model, not a curated record. The coding region runs from base 2337 to 4094 and encodes 585 amino acids. Gene Ontology annotation, cellular component: nucleus. The transcript has 13 exons.